AUGCCUGCCACCAACGUUGUCAGUGAGCGCUCCUUCUCCGCCUUAAAGCCAUUCGGGACCUAUCUGCGUUCAACCACGGGACAGGCCAGGCUCAACCACCUCAUGCGGCUUCAGCAUGUCCACAAGGAAUUUGCUGAUGGUAUAGACGUUGUGGCGGUUGCCAAUUUGUUUGUGGGAGACAACCACCGGCGCAGGCUUUUGUUUGAGACGUUUUCUAAAUACGACCUUCCUAUGAAGUCUGUGUUUGCUUCUAAAGCAACUCAAACAUACUUUAGUGACCACGAAAUUACUAUGAUGUCUCUGCAGCUAGGCGAAACAUUUUCUGGUUUUAAGAUACAGAGACCAGUCCAAUGGGUCCUUCCGGCCUAA
Porites evermanni is the source of this 369-nucleotide messenger RNA. The record is from the annotation of a GenBank genome assembly. Lineage: Eukaryota; Metazoa; Cnidaria; Anthozoa; Scleractinia; Poritidae.